Molecule: messenger RNA, 2091 nt
Organism: Chara braunii
Lineage: Eukaryota; Viridiplantae; Streptophyta; Charophyceae; Charales; Characeae
Source: the annotation of a GenBank genome assembly
GGUGGCGGCUUCGUGGCGUCUGCUGGCACGCCGAACGUCCAUGAAUACGUCCGAAGCAGCACGGCCACCGUCACACGAUCGCCAAUGUUGUGUGCUUCGCUACGCGCACCUUCGCCGUCGACGUGCACGCCGUACAGUCGGGUUUUCACGACGCGCCAUUGCUGUUGUUCCCACCGAAGUCGAGCCUUCUUCACUUGGCGAGGACGAGCGAUGGACGUGGACGGGGACGCGGUUCAUGACACACUCAGCAAGGCGGAGAGGGCGGCUGUGGCAGCGGCCGUGAACAUGAUACUCAUCAGGUGUCAGCAGAGGACGGAGGGGAGGAUGAGAGCAGCCAUUCGCGCACGCCGGAAGAAGACGCUGCAGUCCAUUCAUGUGGACGAAGAGGGCGGUGGUGCCAUUUGCGACGCUGUCCUUCAGGUGUGCUAUGCCAUGGGGUGUGGAGCGUUUCCUAGAGCGACGCCGAGGUGGUGGAUGAAGCGUCGAACAGGGGGGGUGUGGGAGGAUCUGCGGCAAUGUGAUGACUCGACGGAAGACUACUUCAAGGACAAGCUGCACAUGUCGCCACGAGUGUUCCAGGAGAUAGCGGAAACUCUGUCUUCCUUCCUUCAACGGCGUGUCAAGUUUUAUAGGGAGCCCCUCCAGCCUGACCUCAUCGUAGCGUUCGCUUUGUACAGAUGGGCGUCGAGGGAGACGUACGAGAGCGGGACGUGCAGCUUCGGCAUUGGCAGAAAGUCUGGGUUGGUGGCUGUGCGGGAUGUUACAUCGGCGUUGCUGAGUGCGUACCGCGACAAGAUAUUGUGGCCAACGGGGCUGCAAAAGGCGGUCGUCUUGCACGCUUUCACUGACAAGGGUUUCCCCAACUGCCAUGGCUGCAUCGAUUGUACCCACAUCUUCAUCGACAAGCCAGCCAAUUGCCUCGGAGAGGACUACUACGACAGAAAACGCCGUUUCUCCGUCCAGGCUCAGGUGGUCGCCGAUCUGAACUUGCACGUGCUGGAUGUGUUCGUCGGAUACCCGGGGAGCUGCCAUGACGUGAGGAUCGUCCACCUGUCCAGUUUGUGGGCGCGUGCGGAGGCAGGGGAGCUUUUCACUGGGCCACCUGUCAUGCUGCCUUUCGGUGUGCGAACGAACAGCUAUCUACUGGGCGACAAUGGUUACCCCCCCUCGGAAUGGGUAGUCGUCCCCUACGGCGGUGUAUCACAGCACCCGUCGGAGAUUCGGUUUGACAACAAGCAGAAGACGGCGAGGGGAGCAGUCGAGAGGGCUUUCGGCAGAUUGAAGGGGAUGUGGAGGUUGUUCCUUCACUCCCACAAGACGAACAUGGAGACGUUGCCGCAGCAAUUCGUCGCCGUCUGCAUUCUGCACAACAUACUCAUCGACGCGGGCAUCCCGUUCGACGACAAUCUGCUGUGGGAGGUCGGGCCGGACGGUGUUCGUCGCAAGGUGGACCUUGGGAUGCACCGGCCGUUGAGGCAGAUGUGUAUGGAGGCGUCGACGGGGGAUGCGCUGAUCCUGCGGGAUGCACUGGCAGAGCGAAUGGGGGUGAAGGCAUGCGAUGUCAUGGGGGAGGGGGAUGACGACGACGCAUUGGUGAAUAGGCUGCGCCAGCGGAAUACGCGGGAAGGAAUGGAGGCGGCGGCGAAGCUGUGGGUGGAUGACCUCAGCUUCUGGAACGAGAGGGAGGGAUUUGCCAUCGUCAAGUUGAUCGCGGAGGCGCGUGGUUAUCUUGUGGCUGUGGCGAGGGGAGAGCAGCCUCCGCCCAUUCGUCGCAGCAUCGUCUUGCCUCACAACAGCAUCCCGCAGCACAAGAUCGCGGACGAGUCGGAGUUAAACGCUGCGAAGGAGAGGGCGCUGAAGGUUCAGCGGAUCGCUUUGUGGGUGAUACACGGGUGGGUCUUCAAGUCUCAAAACAGGCAAAGGGGGUACCAUGCGGCGUACCAGUACGCACUCAACCACGCGGCCACCGACAUCGCUCGCGCGAUGUGGAUGGGGGAGGACUGGCGUUAUGGGUCCACCAAAGGUUCUUCGUAGACGACGGGUGGCGCAGGCGGUUUCGGCAAGAGGAAGAGCACAAGGCAGCAAACAUUU